This is a messenger RNA of Sporothrix schenckii 1099-18, 444 nucleotides long. RefSeq lists its product as uncharacterized. The transcript has 3 exons. NCBI's taxonomy places the organism in Eukaryota, Fungi, Ascomycota, Sordariomycetes, Ophiostomatales, Ophiostomataceae. The coding region runs from base 1 to 444 and encodes 147 amino acids. The record is from RefSeq and is a predicted model, not a curated record.
AUGUCGGAAAGCCCUGAAGCUUGGGCCGGACGCAGUUGUAAUACUCAUCACAAUAUGACUUGGCACGAGGCCUCCCAGGAUCUCCUUAUCACUGCAAUUUACAGGCCCCAAUCUGCUCUGAAUGAGGGACUCUGUACGCUCGAUGAAACCAUCGACGGAUUGGCGACAGUUGUCAAGCGCUCGACGUUCUUGCAGUGCGAACAAGUCAGUGAGAUUCCGAGGGUCAAGAGGUGGUGCAAGCAAAGCUCAGAGCCGUUCAAGUGCCAACAGAAAUGGGCUGCAGAGGUGGCGGCCAGCCGCCGUGUGAGGCGACCUACCCACGGACCAGAUCCCACUCGUCGCUACUUUUCCUCGUCCAACGCACGCCGCAAGCAGUUGCUGGACGCUAAAGCCGACAUGGGAGGCAACAAGGGUCGUGGUCUGUCAACGCUCACCGGCAUUUGA